CCACCCAGAGGCUGUUGACACAGACCAAAAAUACAGAAUAAAACAUAAUUAUACCCCCUGUUGUGCCUGUGUUCGUGAUGCGCGUAGAUGGUCAAGUGUCGCGAGAUGCUACUCCACCUGUCCUCGACGAAAAAGGAGAAAAAACUCGAGUGCUUUGAGUACAAUGCUGGCUGGUGACAAGCGCAAAGGGGGAAUGAUUGCCGGCAUUCUGAUUGUAUUCUAAUUCCAGUCAUUCCAACGACGAUAAUCGACACGGGAAGUGGGUAAGAACGUGUAAUCAGUUUGUUCGAGGCGAGAUGGCAUCGCUCAGUGGAUUCAUCGAGUUCUUCCAGAAGGGAAAGGUGAAUACAUUCAGACCGAAGAAAAAGUUCACUCAUGGAACUUUGCGGUAUUCGCUCUAUAAACAGGCCCAGGCAUCGUUGAAUUCGGGGAUCAAUCUUCGCGCGGCUGUUAAAUUGCCACCUGGAGAGGAUAUGAAUGAUUGGAUCGCAGUGCAUGUCGUAGAUUUCUUCAACAGGAUAAACCUGAUUUAUGGAACGAUAUCUGAAUACUGCGACUCUGCGUCGUGUCCCACGAUGAGUGGAGGCGCGAGAUUCGAGUAUUUGUGGGCCGAUGGUGAAAAGUAUAAGAAACCCACUGCCCUUCCGGCUCCACAGUACGUGAGCCUUUUGAUGGAUUGGAUAGAGACACAGAUCAAUAACGAAAAUGUCUUUCCUGUCUCCACGGAUAUUCCCUUUCCCAAGACCUUCAUCGGUCUGUGUAAAAAAAUUCUCACUCGAUUGUUUCGGGUAUUUGUUCAUGUGUACAUUCAUCACUUCGAUAGAAUCGUGGCGAUUGGGGCGGAAGCCCACGUGAAUACGUGCUACAAACACUUCUACUACUUCGUGACUGAGUUCGAGCUGAUAAAUGUGAAAGAACUCGAGCCACUAUCUGAAAUGACGUCCAAAGUGUGCAAAGAUACGACGGCGCCUUCAAGCACACCCUCCAAUAGUCAAUCGAGAUAGUCAACUUAGGAUAGAAUAAACGAUCUAAUGAUUCCAGUGAAUGAAAUCAAUUGACAUAUUCAAAUCUCCAAUUUUUCAAGUUUUCUACAUUUGAAAAUAUCUCUGUCAACUACUCUCUGCACAUUGCAUAUACUUAAUUCAUCUAGUCAUUUACACCAAGACAAUUGUUCAUUAUUUGUGUUUGUCAUCGAUAAUAAAAAUUAAAAAGACAGAACAGAAAAAUAAAAACGACGAAUUGUAUAUUUUUCA
Diachasma alloeum is the source of this 1253-nucleotide messenger RNA. RefSeq names its product MOB kinase activator-like 3 (gene Mob3). The transcript is spliced from 4 exons. The record is from RefSeq and is a predicted model, not a curated record. Gene Ontology annotation, cellular component: nucleus; cytoplasm. Gene Ontology annotation, molecular function: protein kinase activator activity. NCBI's taxonomy places the organism in Eukaryota, Metazoa, Arthropoda, Insecta, Hymenoptera, Braconidae. Gene Ontology annotation, biological process: positive regulation of protein phosphorylation; signal transduction. Bases 297 to 1004 code for a protein of 235 amino acids.